AUGCUGGGCCAGAAGACGAACCUCAGCAAGCGCAUCCGUGAGAUGCGUGCCAGCAUAGCCUUGCAAGGGCAAGCAAGGAACUUGUACAGCAAGCCACAGGAAGAGAAGUUCACGCAGAACCUGGAGCGGCUGCCCCAGCUGCGAGAGGCGGUGCAGGAGGAUAUCUAUGUCCUGGGCCUUGCCCGCAAGCAUGAGCUCACCAUCGCUGAGGCUUGCGGAGCGGAGCAGCCCUUGGGCAUUGCUUUGGCCAGUAAGCCGUUGGAGGUAAUAGCAGAGUCCAGCGGGCCCGGGCUGCUGGCAGUGGGCUGGGGUUCAGGGGAUGCUCAGAAGGAGCGGUUGGAGGGAACAGGCAGCUGGUGCCAGCACCACGACAGCCCCGCAGGGCUGGUGGCCCAGGAGAAGCUCCGGGCUGAAGUCUGUCGCCAGGUGAACACAUGCAACAUGCUGCUGUACUUGGUGGAGCAGCGGAGCCGGGCCAAGGAGCGGCUGCAGAGGCGGCUGCAGCAGCUGCAGGAUGUCCAGAGGGCCGAAAAGCAGCAGCAGGCACAGGUGGUUCGUACCCUGGAGGGCAACAUAGAGAAGAUGCAAACAAAAGUCCGCGCUGGGCAGAAGGUGACUGCCCUGUACGUGGCGGUGCGGGAUGCCCUGAGGAAGGAGCUGGCCCACCUGCCUCUGCACCUGGACCUCCUGAGUGAGACGGCCGAGCUGCAGCAUAGGGAGGUGGAGGACAUGGAGCUCAUGGCCUCGCGUGGGCUCAGAGCUGCUCGUGGAGCCGAGGAGCACAUGGUCAGGACGAAAACCCAGGUCCUUGCAGAGAGGGAGCUCAGGCUCCGCACCCAGGCUGCUCAGAAAGAGCCCACAGACGGAGGCUGGCUCAAGGAAGCAAAAGAAAGGGCUCUGAAAACGCAAGCCAAGCAUGACCUCAGAAGGGACUUCCUGAGCCUGCCCGCAGAGGACCCAGUGGUGGCUGCCAAACUGGAGGCCACCAAGUACCAGCUGCAGCGGGAGGCCUAUGUGAGGGAGAAGAUAGAGGAGGCCAAGGAUGUGGUGCAGUGCUCCCGCCUCUGGGACAUCCCCAUCAGGCUCCAGGCACAGCAGAAGUCCCUGCUGGAAAUGGAGCAGUACCUCACAAGGGGGCUGGUGGAGGAGCUGAGGACGAGGCUGCAGCGGGAAGAGGCUCGGCUGGAACAGGGGCGAGCCCAGCUGCUGAGGAGCCAGGAGACGCUGCUGGACUUUGAAAACGCACUUGACAACCUCUUCGUCCGGCUGCGGGGCAUCACCGCGCCUGGCCAGGAGCAUCCUGUCAAGGCCAUGGCAGUGGACGAGAAGCUCCGGCAGUGUGAGCAGAAGCUGCAGUACCUGGUGCAGCGGGUGGCUGACCUGCCCCCCUCCAGCCACAGCGAGGAUGAUGAGGUGCACGGCGGCUCCAUCCCUGCUGCGCUCUUUGGGGACCCGCACAGGCUUUCCCGGGUGGCCCGUGCCAAGCCAUCCUCCCAGCUGGAGGAUGGAGGUGCUCGAGGGAAGAGCCACGGAGCAGCUCAGGCCCAGGUGGCCCCGGGCUCUACUUUUGUGAAGGUCAGGCAGCUGCUGGAGGAAACCCUCAUGGCCGAUCCACGGAACCGGAAGGUUUCCUUGGAGGACACGGGCGUGGGGCUCCAAGACGAUUUUGAUAUCCCUGACAACCACAGUGGUCUUGUCCUCACCAGAGAAGCCAUCAAGAAGCAAGGGCUGGACUUGAUCGAAAGCAAGAAGAAAAGCAAGAGGAAGUAG
Molecule: messenger RNA, 1770 nt
Organism: Pezoporus flaviventris
Lineage: Eukaryota; Metazoa; Chordata; Aves; Psittaciformes; Psittacidae
Product: coiled-coil domain-containing protein 183-like
Exons: 14
Coding region: 1-1770 (589 amino acids)
Source: RefSeq, a predicted model, not a curated record